CCUUAAACGAUAAUUUCUGUGGCUGCGGCAACAUAGCAAACUCGGCCCCUUCUAUUAUUCUAUAUCUCGAAGCUUUUCUUUUCGUUCUCCCGCUAAUCUGCAGAGCUUUCCCACCUGUAUCCCUGUCGAUCGCUACGCUCCGAACAUGCCUCCGGUACGGACCUCCCGCAAUCGCAAACCACCUCCGGCUGGCUUCGAUGAUAUAGAGGACACACUACUGGAGUUCAGCAAUAAGAUGAAAGACGCAGAGAAUGCAUCUCAUGAUGGUAAAAAGAAGCAUGAGAUGUUGUGGCCCAUAUUUCAGAUCAGUCAUCAGAGGUCAAGAUACAUAUAUGACCUGUACUACGAGAAAGAGGCUAUAUCAAAGCAGCUUUAUGAGUGGCUCCUGAAGAAUAAUUACGCUGAUUCCAACCUCAUUGCUAAAUGGAAGAAGCAAGGCUACGAAAAGCUAUGCUGCCUCCGCUGCAUCCAGACGAAGGAAACCAACUUCAACGCAACCUGCAUCUGCCGGGUACCCAAAGCCCAGCUCAAGGAGGAUCAAACGAUCCAAUGUGUCAGCUGUGGAUGCCGAGGUUGCGCUAGCAGCGACUAGUAGAAUUGCGAAUAUCAUUUUUUUUGUCAAUGUUGUUAGCGGAUUCGGGUUUCAUUUCGGUAGUUGAAGGACACGGUUUGCGGCUUCGACCUUAUUGGUAUGGCGUUGGGUCAAGAGUUGAGGACUCAAGUAUCUUUUCCUUUUACUAACCGCUUUUCUGUCUCUUUCUUGUUUUCCGGGGGAAUUUCUACGUUCCUGAUUGCUCCAAGCAUCGGCUCGUUGGGCCCAGCUCGCCCUAAAGAGCAAUGUUAUGCCGCAACGUAUGUUGCCAAGUAUCCCUCUUGUCACUUAGGAAGUUAUGCAAUACCAUCCGGCAUGCUUUCAAGGAUAAUCAAGAAACAAUGCAAACUCUGCACUCUUGCGGUGAAAGC
Messenger RNA from Aspergillus ibericus CBS 121593, 963 nucleotides. RefSeq names its product BUD31 family protein. Gene Ontology annotation, biological process: mRNA splicing, via spliceosome. The record is from RefSeq and is a predicted model, not a curated record. The transcript is spliced from 3 exons. NCBI's taxonomy places the organism in Eukaryota, Fungi, Ascomycota, Eurotiomycetes, Eurotiales, Aspergillaceae. Gene Ontology annotation, cellular component: spliceosomal complex; nucleus. The coding region runs from base 146 to 592 and encodes 148 amino acids.